Rhagoletis zephyria (snowberry fruit fly) is the source of this 2743-nucleotide messenger RNA. Its product is annotated as band 4.1-like protein 4. Gene Ontology annotation, biological process: actomyosin structure organization. The record is from RefSeq and is a predicted model, not a curated record. Lineage: Eukaryota; Metazoa; Arthropoda; Insecta; Diptera; Tephritidae. Gene Ontology annotation, cellular component: cytoskeleton.
UUUCUUCAGCUUACAGAUGCAGCUAAAGGAGGCAUUCAAAGCUGCUGAUAUAAACCAUGGGGCGUGAUUAAAUCGAACUGAAAUAAAAAAUUCAACGAAUUGAUAUAAAUUAGUGAUACAUAUUUAUGUAUAUUGAAGGAUGUGCAAAUAUCACUAAAUCAAUAAAAUAGUGUCCUCUGAGUGUCAUAAAUUUUAAAAAGUGUGUAACUAAAUAAAAAGAAAUUCGGUUUUGAAAAGUUUAGUGAGUGUUUUAAAAAGAUAAAAGCAGAAAUAAAAGUGAUUUUUAGCGCUAAUGUAACACCAAUACCCCUCGGUUUUUCUGUAUGCAUGUACGCACAUACAUACAUAUGAAGUAAAAUCAGUACAGUCAACAUACAGCCGGCAGCAGCAAAAUGAAUUGCCUCUGUCGACCAUCGCGUAUUAUGUCCGUGCGGAUAAAUCUGCUGGACGAAACAGAUUUUAUACAUGAAAUAAAGGAUGAUUUACCGGGCCAAGCAUUGUUGGAUGUUGUUUUUGCCAGACUUAAUUUAAUCGAAACUUCAUAUUUUGGCAUACGCUAUAUUGACGAGGAGAAUCAGACGCAUUGGCUCGAUCCAGCGUCCCGGAUAUCACGCCAACUUAAGCCGAAAGUGGAUCCGUAUGAUUUAUAUUUCGGUGUUAAAUUCUAUGCAGCUGAUCCGUGCAAGCUACUCGAAGAAAUUACGAGGUAUCAACUCUUCUUACAAGUGAAACAGGAUGUAUUACAAGGCAGACUACCAGUCGCUUUCGAAUUGGCUGCAGAGCUGGGCGCAUUCGUAGUGCAAUCUGAAUUGGGUGAUUACGACCAACGACGCCACUCCAAAGGCUAUGUGUCCGAGUUUCGUUUGCUGCCGAAUCAGAGUAGCGAACUGGAAACACGUGUCGCUGAACUUCAUCAGCAAUUAAAGGGCAUGUCACCGGCGACGGCGGAGCUAAAUUAUUUAGACAAAGUCAAAUGGCACGAUAUGUAUGGCGUGGAUCUGCAUCCGGUGCUGGGCGAGGACAGCGUCGAAUAUUUUCUGGGUCUGACGCCAAGUGGUAUUGUGGUGCUGCGAAAUAAGACGACUGUGGCUCAUUACUAUUGGCCGCGUAUUGCCAAAGUUUACUACAAAGGACGCUACUUCAUGCUACGGAUAAGCGAUAAAAAUAAUGAGCUCAGCACUUAUGGCUUUGAAACGCCACGCAAAUCUGCUUGCAAACAUUUGUGGCGCUGCUGUGUGGAACAUCACGCCUUCUUUCGUAUGGUGCGCAUUGCGCCAUUGCCGAAUUCGCAGUCGAAUAAUUCGGAUUUAUUUCAACUUGGCUCGCGUUUUCGUUACAGCAAUCGUUCCGAGAAGCAGCCAUCAGCAAAGGAUGCCCUCUCCUUGGGCCGCAUACCGCCAGCGUUCACACGUGUCCCAUCCAAACGACAGCCAAGACGCGUGAUUGAUGACUUUCUAAGCGGCAGCAGGAGCGCCAACAACGCCCUGAAUGGCAUCGGUGUCGGUCAUACGGGCAGCAGCGUUACCGAUGGCGGUGGUGGCGGCGGCGUUAGCGUUGGCAGUUAUUACAAUGGCGGUGGCGUCGGAGCGGGAUUGCAAACGGCCAGCAUGAUGCCAAACAACAACUACGAGAGUCCCUACCGCUCCACCUACAGCAUACCAACGAGCCUCGGCAUACGACCCUACCAUCAGCAGUCGCAUUUAGGCAGCAACGGUGGUGGCAGCGUCUGCAAUAGUAAUUUGCAAACACCUGAUUCGCCGCGCAGCACGCGCAGCGCUCCAUGGCCACGUUCCCAGCAGCGCUCACUAUUUGGCAAUAAUCCCUCAAGUCCGCGGUCGGUACGAUCGGCCAUCGCAACAGGUGGCAGUAGCGGUGGUGGCGGUGGAGGUAGCGGCUCGCAUCAUCACCAUCAACACCACCAUCAUAAUCAGUCCGGCUCAGCGUCGCAGAAUCGACAGUCAUCGCAUUCGGCGCAUCGCGAUCACGUCUCUUCAUCUUCAGCAUCGGCUCAUCAGCAACGUUAUCGCUCGAGUUCGGUGGAGAGUCAUUCAUCAAACGAUUCACGUUCGACGCGCAGGCAUAGGCAUCGUCAUCGGCGUACAUCCGAUAAUGAGAGCGAAUUAUCGCGUGGAUCUGGCCGUUCAGGUCGUUCGCAUCAUCGCAAGCAUCGGCGUUCGCGUCAUCGUCGUGACUCAGCCGGUUCUGAUCAUGAGAGCACGCGCGGUCGCAGCUAUUCGGGACAUCGUUCGUCUUCGGUGCGCAGCGGUUCGGCGGAGCUAAUCGAUUCCACAUCACAAUGGCGCGAAGUGCAACGCCGCCAAGCCGAAGCUAGUCUGGGUCAAAGUUCCGUGCAGCAAGCGUCAGUGUCGAAGAGUAGUAUGGUGGCGCGCAGUCUGCACAGCAACGACAGUCAUUCGGAUACACACUCGCAUCACAAAUCGCGGCGACACCGUAAGAAUAAAUCUCCAUCUGAUUCGCGUAAUCGCGUUUGGUCAAGCGAACUGGCGAAGCAUUUGCAAUUCGAUCUGGUCGAUACGGCCGGCAUGACUGAGGAUCAACUACGCGAAAUACCCUACACAGUGGUGGAGACAAACUCGAAACGUUCAACAAUGAAUAUGAAGAUCCACAAGAGCGGCAGCAAGGGCAGCGUGGGUGGCAAAAGCACCGGUUCGGGUAAUACUUUAACGAAUGGCAGUAGCUCGACUGGUGGACAGGGAAAGAAUCGUGUGGAUCGCAUUAGAGG